CGGGGCGGGGACGCGGCCGCCCCCGCAGCCCGGUAACGCCGAGCGGUGCCUCCGGUGGUUGCGCCAGAGCCGCUCCCGGGCCCGCGUCCCGCUAAUUAAUCAUUGACAGCGGCGCCGCCGGCGGGGCCAAGGUCCGGCCGCAGCCGCUCAAUCGCCGCCGUCCCGGUGCCGGUGCCCGAGGAUGUGGCUGUACCUGGCGGCGGUGCUGGCGGGGCUGUACCUGCUGCGGCGCUGGCACCGGGAGCGACAGACGGUGCCGGGGCUCCCGGAGAAGUACGUGCUGAUCACGGGCUGCGACAGCGGCUUCGGCAACCUGCUGGCGCGGCAGCUGGAGGCCCGGGGGCUGCGGGUGCUGGCCGCCUGCCUGACCGAGGCCGGGGCCGCGCGCCUGCGGGCGGCCGCCUCGCCGCGGCUGCAGACCGUCCUGCUGGACGUCACCUCCAGCCAGAGCGUCGCCGCCGCCGCCGCCUGGGUCCGGGAGCGAGUGGGCGACCGAGGUCUCUGGGGGCUGGUGAACAACGCGGGGAUCGCCAUUCCCACCGCCCCCAACGAGUGGCUGACCAAGGAUGACUUUGUCAAAGUGCUGGACGUCAACCUGGUGGGGCUCAUCGAGGUGACGCUGAGCCUCCUGCCCCUCAUACGGCGGGCGCGGGGCCGGGUGGUCAACGUGGCCAGCGUGAUGGGCCGCGUCUCCUUUUUCGGCGGGGGGUACUGCAUCUCCAAGUUUGGCGUGGAGGCCUUCUCCGACAGCCUCCGGCUUGAGAUGCGCGACUUCGGGGUGAAGGUCAGCGUGAUCGAGCCCGGCUACUUCAAGACGCUGAUCACCAGCGCGGAGAACGUGGAGAAAAAUUUUCUUUCCAUCUGGGAGAAGCUCCCGGCGGAAACCAAAGCGAGUUACGGGCAGAAUUACUUGAAUGAGUUUUUGGUAUCGCUCAGGAAGAUGCAGAAGCGAUGCAACCCCGACCUGAGGCUGGUCACGGACUGCAUGGAGCACGCGCUGACCAGCCGCCACCCCCGCACCCGCUACUCGGCGGGCUGGGACGCCAAACUGCUCUACAUCCCCCUCAGCUACCUGCCCUCGGCCCUCACCGACCUGGUGUACUCCUGGUCCUACCCCAAACCUGCCCAGAAAGCCUGAGACGGGGCCGCGGCGCGGGCAGGGGGACGUGGCGCGGGCAGCCGAUGGCGGCAGCAGGUAGGGCCCGGCACCGCAAGGUGGGAUCCGACGUCGCCGCAGCUGAGACCGGGCCAAGAGAUCCCUGAAUUUCUAACUCAAGGCGGGUCUCCGCGCCCGCCGCCCUCUGCUCGCGGACCGCUUUGAUUCUCAAUAAAGACAAAUCCUGCUC
This is a messenger RNA of Chroicocephalus ridibundus (black-headed gull), 1346 nucleotides long. Its product is annotated as retinol dehydrogenase 16-like. Gene Ontology annotation, molecular function: all-trans-retinol dehydrogenase (NAD+) activity. The coding region runs from base 182 to 1138 and encodes 318 amino acids. The transcript is spliced from 4 exons. Lineage: Eukaryota; Metazoa; Chordata; Aves; Charadriiformes; Laridae. Gene Ontology annotation, cellular component: intracellular membrane-bounded organelle. Gene Ontology annotation, biological process: steroid metabolic process; retinol metabolic process. The record is from RefSeq and is a predicted model, not a curated record.